GAAAAAUAUUUUUAUCAGAUAAAUCAAAUCAGAUGAAAAACGAGUUUGGCCGUGAUUGGCCAAAUGCAAAAGGCUAUUGGGCCAGGGAGUGGAUAUGAGCGAGGGCCGUCAAUUACGGAGUUAGCACUGGCCAGUUGGGUUGAUGAGGCCCAAUUAACACAACAAUGGUGGGACGAGGUGCUCGGUUCUUUUUAUUUUUCCUGGCCCAACGCGGCACAAGAACAAAACAUCCCAUCCACCCGGAUUGUGGUGUCUGUAAUUGUACCAGCAAUUUCAUUGUAGAGUCGAGUCGGGCCAGCCGUGUGGCAGAUGGCGGAUGGCAGGUGGCAUGGCUUCGGAUCUCCCCCUGUCUAGGCAGAGCCAUACCAGUUAAGCCUCGUCGUGGUUUGUGCCAUGCAGCGAACCAGUUUGGCCCGCCAAAUUCACGCCUCGUUGCCCGAGUCGGCUUAUCAGAUCAAUCAAUUGGAAUUAAUCUCGGCACACCCGACAUUUUUCGCGCCAACUGUCUUUCGCAGUAUAUAAAUUCGCUCAUCCCUGAGCACUUUUUCUUCCUUUUUCGAACUACUUACCAUAAGAGAUGAGGCUAUUAUCGUUGUUGUUCUUUGCCUUCCUUGUUAGGUUCAUCCAUGGUGAAACCCACACUUGGUACUUCGAAACCGGAUGGGUUGACGCCAACCCAGAUGG
Messenger RNA from Suhomyces tanzawaensis NRRL Y-17324, 684 nucleotides. RefSeq lists its product as uncharacterized. The coding region runs from base 165 to 581 and encodes 138 amino acids. The transcript has a single exon. NCBI's taxonomy places the organism in Eukaryota, Fungi, Ascomycota, Pichiomycetes, Serinales, Debaryomycetaceae. The record is from RefSeq and is a predicted model, not a curated record.